Messenger RNA from Magnusiomyces paraingens, 2073 nucleotides. RefSeq lists its product as uncharacterized. The record is from RefSeq and is a predicted model, not a curated record. The coding region runs from base 1 to 2073 and encodes 690 amino acids. NCBI's taxonomy places the organism in Eukaryota, Fungi, Ascomycota, Dipodascomycetes, Dipodascales, Dipodascaceae. The transcript has a single exon. Gene Ontology annotation, molecular function: triacylglycerol lipase activity.
AUGGAGAAGUUACCAAAAUCAAUAAAGUCUAUAUUUUCCAAUCAAGGCUCUGUAGAGAAGACAUCUCAAAAUCCGUCUUCGCCCACAUUUGGGGCCCUUUCAAAAAAAUCACUCAGUGGCCUUAUCAAGUCCCAUCUUCCUAUGAGCGGAAGCUCUGGAUCACCGCCAGUUUUCCCAGUCAGUGAUGUGGAAUCAGCAUCUCCAAGAAGCUCGGAGCUUAACGAAACCUCCCCGACAGCUUCCCCAAUUAUUCCAACAUUAACGCCGUUAUCUUUAAACCCACCAAAUAUCUCGUUUUCAAUAACUGCCAACGAUAAUAAUGAACUAAACGAACCGUCAAAAUAUGAAGAGGGGGGUUCCAAGGAUUCGUUUUCAGAUUCCGAUGAUCAUGACGAAGACCAAGACCAAGACGUGACUAAAAAAAUAAAAAAUCCAUCUGUUGCAAGAGUUCACUCCCACAUGAGCCACGCUGAUGCUCAAUCUAUAAUUGGUGGCAUUUCUAUUGAUGAAGAUAGCAUUGUAGCCGAAGAACACACACACAUUCACGAUCCUGCAAGCAAUAGAAAUACAUUUUCAUUCUCUCUUCCAUUCAGCAACCCGCUGGCUGGGUUUAAGCUUCCUUCUUUUUUCUCCAAUCAACCUCAAGAUGAUGAAGCAAACAUUUCAUCUCGUGAAAAUUAUCUGACUGCUCAACAUGAAAUCGGGGAUUUGUUGCACCGUCAAAUGUCUGUGACAUCGCUCCAAGAAGAUUUGGCUUAUAAUACAGUUAAGGAACAAGAUAAUUCUCGGUUACGAGCAGUUAAACGGGCAUUGACACCUAGUAUAAUUUCUUCAAAUAAACCCUCCGAGCCUUUGUUGACGGAUUUCAAAGGUACCAUUGUAAUUAUGGGGGGAUAUCGUGGCUCUAUUUUGAGAGAUAAGUCGACUGGUCGACGAGUAUGGAUACCUCUUAAAGCUGGGUUUAACCUUCGAAAAAUUGAUUUGACUGUAGGAAUCAAUGAUGAAGACGAAUAUGAAAUGGAGAAUAAAAUAUACCCCGAUGGAAUGCUUACUCAUAUAGGCCCUGUGGAUAUUGCUCGAAAACUCAUUAAGCGACUUCGCGCAAUCCCUGAUUGCCAAGUAUAUGAAUUUGGUUAUGACUGGCGUCUUUCAUGUGACAUUAUUAGCGAAAAGCUAACGACUUUUAUAAAGGAAUUGCCUUCCCCGCCAAUUAUUAUCGCUCAUAGCAUGGGUGGGUUAAUUGCUCAUCAUGCAAUGAACAAAGACCCUACUAUUGUUAGAGGAAUACUUUAUGCUGGAAGUCCUUCCCAAUGUCCCAAUAUUUUAGGUCCCUUGAGAAAUGGUGACUCCAUUUUACUUUCUUCCAAGAUUUUGACGGCACAAGUAAACUUUUUGAUGCGUUCUUCUUAUGUUUUUUUGCCAUUGAGCGGAAGAUGUUUUGUUAAUAAAAAGGAUCAUAGAAUCAAGUACGAUUUAGAUUUUUUCGAUGUCAAUACUUGGAUUCGCUACGAGUUGAGUCCCCUGGUAACUCCUUCGCGAAAAGACUUGCCAAAAAAUGUUGAAGAAAAAGGCAAGAAUUCAUUUCAUCCUGGUCACAAGAGAACUCAAUCGGAUUCUUUCAUAGCUCCAGAUCAGUUGCAUAUUUCAUAUGAUGAUGCUGUGAGAUAUCUCGAUCGUACGUUAAAGCGCACCAAAAAGUUUUUAAAGGAAUUAGAGUUUGAAGAGUCCAAGGCUCAUCUUUACCCCCCUCUUGCAUGCUUAUACAGUUACUGUGUCCCAACACUUAAGGGAGCUUUGGUUGACUCUAAAGAAGAUAUUAGUACAGACACUUAUGAAAACUUUUUGUUUGGGCCUGGUGAUGGUGUUGUUUACUACAAGUGGGUAAUGCCGGAGCCAAUGGGAUUUGAAGUUGUUGCCAAAAUCCCAACCGAAAACGGGCAUGUAUCGCUUUUGACUGAUGUGGAUGCAGUACUGCGAGCUCUUGAUGCAAUUCUCAAAAACGAAAAAGAACGCAAAUCACGACCCGAGUCGGCAGAAACUACUAGCAAGGUUCCUGGAAGUCCCGGUGAUUAG